This is a messenger RNA of Actinia tenebrosa (Australian red waratah sea anemone), 1113 nucleotides long. RefSeq lists its product as uncharacterized. The record is from RefSeq and is a predicted model, not a curated record. Gene Ontology annotation, cellular component: membrane. Lineage: Eukaryota; Metazoa; Cnidaria; Anthozoa; Actiniaria; Actiniidae.
AUUUGAUUUUUAAAAAUGAUAUUAGAGGCCAUCGCUGCGUUCAGUGACGCAUAUUUUGGUCCUGGGCGAGGWAGAAUAUGGCUGGAUGAUGUACACUGUCUGGGACACGAGGCCGAUAUCAGCCAAUGCGCUCAUCAUGGCUGGGGGUCCAAUAACUGUAGACAUAGUGAAGAUGCUGGUGUYAAGUGCCGACCAGUAAAUACUCCAAAACCUGCCUUGCCUGUCCGAUUGGUCAACGGUCGAAACCAGCGCGAGGGUCGAGUUGAAGUCUUCCACGYUGGUCAAUGGGGUACCAUCUGUGAUGAUCUGUGGGACAAAGCAGACGCUGAUGUCGUUUGUCGUAUGCUCGGAUACCCCGAGGCUAUUGUAGCUACGCACCGCGCAACGUUUGGACAAGGAACUGRGAGGAUUUGGAUGGAUAAUGUGCAAUGUCAGGGAAAUGAAUGGAGUUUAGAGGAAUGUACGCGACUGAACUGGGGUAACAAUAACUGUCAGCACUCAGAGGAUGCCGGGGUUAUAUGUCGACCUGUACCAUACGCGACAACAAUACCACCGAUUGUAACCACUUCUUCUGCUCCCGUACAAGGCUUCGCCAUUGUCUGUCUCCCGCAUUCAAUGCACAUCAGAAUCUCCAGAAAGCAGCUCGCCAAAAUGACGUCACUAAAACUGAACCCAGGGCUACUCCACUUGAACGACCSUUCGUGUGGUGCUUCUAAAGUCAGCGAUACGCAUGUCACAUUCAGCACACCGCUGGACGCCUGUGGCACUGUACGCAGACGAGAUGGCGACUCAUUAACAUUUACAAACAAAGUUUACAGCCAGUUUUUACCAGAAUCUUUCAAAAGGGUGUUCCGACCUCCGCCUCUAACGUUUCCUUUCAAAUGCUCUUAUUCAAGGAUCACACCACGUGACCAUAUAUACGCACCUCCAAAUGCGCAUGCGUAUAAACACAUCGAACAGUGGUGAAGUCUUGAUUCGUAAUUAAUGUAGAUUUAUGGCGAUUUAUUUAUGUAGAUUUUUUGAUAAUUUUAAAACAAUUAUAUACUCUUAUACUAAAUUUUUUAAUAUCAUUAUGCCAAAAUUAAAGAAUUAGAGUGCAAACGAUUAAUCCGU